Limanda limanda (common dab) is the source of this 1863-nucleotide messenger RNA. RefSeq names its product elongin A, like (gene eloal). Gene Ontology annotation, cellular component: elongin complex; nucleus. Gene Ontology annotation, biological process: transcription elongation by RNA polymerase II. Bases 1 to 1863 code for a protein of 620 amino acids. NCBI's taxonomy places the organism in Eukaryota, Metazoa, Chordata, Actinopteri, Pleuronectiformes, Pleuronectidae. The transcript is spliced from 12 exons. The record is from RefSeq and is a predicted model, not a curated record.
AUGGCCAGCAGCUCUGAUGUGGUGAAGAGAGUGACGAAGUUCAAACUUCAGCUCGCGGACACAGCAGAGUCUGAAACGGUUCUUAGAAUCUUGCAGAAACUCAAGGAUAUGAAUAUCACACUAGAGGUGCUUUCUGAAACUGGAAUUGGGAAAAUCGUUAACUCCUUGCGCAGACAUGAGAAGGCCGGAGAACUUGCCAAGUCGUUAGUUAGAGGUUGGAAGAAACUUCUCUCUAAGGAGGGCACAAGCCUCACAGAAGAUGCGUCAGAGACGUUUUCUGUUAAAGACAAACUGGAUGACCAAAAGUCUCCGGACGCUGGAGCUUUGACAACAGAUUUAAACAACAACAACUGCGAAGCAUCUCACAGCAAGAGUCAGGAUUCUUCAGAUGAAGCUGUCAAAACAGGGAGUAAGAAAGAGAAAGAACGGUGUGAAGAGCAGAAAGGAAAAAAGAAGGAAAAUCCAACAAAAACUGAACAAGUAAAGGAGCAUAUUGUCCAGAGUGAUGUCUUGGAAAAGAAAACUGAAUCAGAUGAAAUGGAUGAUUCUUUUGCUUCCAAGAAAAAUUAUAAUAGAGACAGAAAAUCAAGAGACGGCAACCAAAACCCAGAGGAGGCUCAUCUGAGAUCCAGUGACAAAUACUCAAAAGCUUUAAUACUGACCAAUGUUGGAGAUGACGAAUCUUCAGGAAUACCAAGGAGCUCAGAGUCCCGGAAGAGAAAAAGGAAGAAAACGAGUAAAGAACGGAACCUUGCUGUCAACCACGAACCAGAGUCUGAGAAAAAGGGAUGUUCAAAAAACAAAAAGUCCAAAAUGAAACCCAAAGAUGAGGGAGGUGGCGUUGACCGAGAGGAGGCCUCCAAGUCUUUCGAAUCGUUCUUGAACUAUGACGUGAACGUGUCUAAGAAGAAAGAAAGAUGUGGAGCUAAGAAACCAUCCAAAAAACUCAAGAUUAAAGUAAAAGAGGAGGGGACGAAACAUCCUGAUGUUAAACCUUUCAAAUUAUCUGCAAAUGGUAGUCCUCUGAAACAGAGAUUUCAGGAUUCUGUCAUGGAGUUGAUGAGCAUCCCUUUACCGGCGUCUCUGCCUGAAUGCGAAAAGCCAUCCUGUGUUGAUUACGUUGACAUGAAAGUCGAGAAAGAGUCGGAUUUCUGUGACGUCUCUGAGGAGCAUGCCAUGUUCACUGGUCAGCGGCUCAACAAGAAGAUGCAAGUGUACUCAGGCGCCAAGACCGUCUUCCUCCCAGCCAUGCUGAGCUUGUACCAGCAGUGUAUCCGCACCCUCCAGAACAAUAUUGGCAUGCUUCAUGAAACUGGCGGGGUCCCGUUUGAAAUCCUCGAGCCAGUGCUGGAGAGGUGCACCGCGGAGCAGCUGCUACGCAUUGAGGAGUGCAACCCAAUCUACGUUGGAGUGACAGACCAUUUAUGGGGUAAACACUGUCAGAGGGACUUCAAGCACUCCAGCCUUCAGGAGUAUGAAUCGUGGAAGGAGAUGCACGUGAGGCUGUCGGAGGAGAGGGAGAGGAAACUGCAGAGACUGACAAAAACCAUCGUUUCUGCACAUUCUGUUAAACCUAAAGGUCGGCAGGUGAAGAUGGCAUUUAUUCACACUGUUGCCAAGCCACCGAGAGAUGUGCGAAUUCAGCAGGAGAUUCAUGGAACUGCUAGUCAGCAGCCUCAUCCGCCCAGGUGCAGUGUCAAGGUUGAAGACAACAGAUUGCGGCCAAGUUGUAGUGAGCCCAUCAGGCCCAGCAGCUCCAGUUCUGGGGGAAGCACUACUCAAGACCCCCGCAAAAAAACAAGAGUUGCUCCAAUGAUGGCAAAGUCCUUGAAGGCAUUUAAGAAGCAGCUGGGGCGAAGAUAA